Molecule: messenger RNA, 5098 nt
Organism: Triplophysa rosa
Lineage: Eukaryota; Metazoa; Chordata; Actinopteri; Cypriniformes; Nemacheilidae
Gene: tmem168b
Product: transmembrane protein 168b
Exons: 4
Coding region: 1197-3299 (700 amino acids)
Source: RefSeq, a predicted model, not a curated record
AUGGUUUCCAGCAAAGAGCGCGGAACCACCUAAUGUGGAAACGUAAAAACACACUUUAAAUAUUUUUACAAGUCAAAACGAUAGCAAACAAAAGUCUUCUUUGUUUUUACUUUUCUCUACUUUAUUAUAACUUAUUUGUUUUAUUAAUACGUUUAGAUAAAACAUAUCGUUUUGAACUCAUUGAGGUCGGAGGACAUUUGAACUGUGAUUGUCUUGAACGCGGCAGUAAUGUUUAGCAGGUCCCAAUUUUGCUUUAAUAAAACUUUCAACUAAAAAUAGUUAUUCUAGAAUGAAUGUGAGAAUUCGUUUCAAAGAGCAUGCUGUGUAUUAUAUCGAACUAAGGAAAUAUUUUUGUGUUUAUUUUAUACAAAUCUUUCGGUGGCUUUUCAGCCUUAACAGAUUUUUUUUCACAGAUUUUUAUGUGGUCUGGUCUUAGAACAUUGGACAUCACACCACUGUAGAUUUAUAAACAAAAUAACUAUAUAAAACAUCAAUCCAAUAGAUUUUUCCUUCCAUAAAUGUACGUGAUUUAAAUUAAAGAUUUUCUUUUCCGCCUGUUUAGCUGUCGGGACUCUAAACGCUCCGUUUGUCCUUUACGGCCUUCCGUAGCAGCAGAUCAAUGAGGAAACAUGGUGGAUAACGAAGAAAGUUAAAGCUAUGGUUUGGGAAAAUUGUGCUCUGUUUUUCCUCUCUUCUGUUGAUUUCAUCAUAAACGACUGCAAUCGAUAACUAAAAUGUCUACUGGGAUAUUUUUAAUCUCGGUUUAGUCCACGUUACACUAAAAAUAAAUAACACAGUUGUCAACUUUCUGAAGCCGGUAAACAUCUGAUCUAAACCCAGACUGACAGCGCAACAAAACUCGGUUGUCUGCUAUUUUUGUUAAUUAUUUUACACGAUUCGGAGGAUUAACGAAUACACAACCAGUUUCAUCGAAUUUAUAUAACAUGACCUUGAAUAACUCGAUUCAUAACAGGUGGAUCUAGCCAACUAUUUAUUCAUCUAAAUCAGAUUUUUGCUCUAAAAUGUCGUCUCGAGAAAUGAUUCAGUUUAAUGCUUUAUAUCAAAGCCACAACACAACUACGUACCUCAGUGCGCUCAACGGCUAUGUACAUUUCUUUUAUUGUGACGCAUGACGCACGUCAUAUACGUUCAGCACCUUGACUGACUGCUAUUGUUGGAGUUUUACCUUUGUAACGAUGUUUAGGUUGCUCAGAUAUUGCUUGAGUCACUUGCUUUACUCUGCCAUGACCUGGCUGGAUGAGGCCAACAGAGGGGUCAACAUGUGGUCCUCCAUCCGUUACCUUGGAUACCUGUCCAGCCUGAACUCACUGGUUGCGAUUUGCUUGGGACUUUAUGUACAAUGGGAGAAGACAGGUGAAAAUAUUAUCCUGGUCAUAUUUAUUUUAGGCCUCUUCGUUCUUGGGAUUGCCAGUAUUCUCCACUACUAUUUUGGUAAGGAGAGAUUCAGCAUCUUUCUGUUGCAUCUGUGGUUUGGGUUCCUGCUGGGUUUGUUGUGCUUCCUCAAUAUCCCGUCCAAAGAGGUGGAUGUGAAGGAGCAGGUGGCAAACUACAUGUUGGUAGUCAGCGUGGUGAUAAGAAUCCUAUGGGCAUUGGUUGAAAGAAUGUGCGGUUACACUCGACAUCAACCUGCGCUUCUCAGAUCAAGAGAGACUUUGGAGCUCACAGGCUUUGUUGUGGCCAGUCUUACUUUGGUUGGACACAAAUUCAUAAGCCUCGUAGUUCUGACGCUCUCUUUAGCUGCUCUUAUCGUGGACUUGCGGAUGAAAUCCUUCCUGGCACUUCUGAACCUAAGCUGCUUUUCUGCGGUCUCGGCAUUCUUCUUCCAGGAGGCUUUAGGGGUGUCCACCAACCCCUUCGCGCUGACCUGCUUCAUCAGCCGACUGGUCUGCGACCCGUUUCUGGACUUCUACUUCAGUGGUCUUUCGGUCACCGAGCGCUGGUCGCCGCUGCUGGUGAGAAGAGGCCUGUGGAGGCACCUGUCGCUUCUUCCGAUGGUUGUCGUGGAGGUGAGCUUUCUGGUCGUGGCUUCUAUGAAGAUGAACGAUAUGGAUCGGUGGUACCUGUUGAUCCCAGGUCUCUCAGCUUCAGCUGUUUUUUGGAUCAUCUGUCAUCUGGUUUUUCUGGUCACACUGUGGGGGUUCCACAGUAAAUUGAGUGACUGUCAGAGACUGUGCAUGGCACACAUGUCAGAGGCCGGAGAGUUAGACAGGGUGAUGGCGUCGAAGGGCAUGCGGCACUUUUGCCUCAUAUCAAAACGUCUGGUGUCGUUCAGCCUGGUGUCAACCAUUAUACUUGGAGCACUGGCUUGGCAGCCUUCAAGCAGUCUGUUUAUUGCCUUGUUUUUGCUGGUGUUACCACUCGAGUCGCUUGCCCACGGCCUCUUUCAUGAGCUGGGAAACAGCCUGGGAGGAACGUGUGUGGGCUACGGUGUGGUCAUUCCUACCAACUAUUGCAGCCCAGAUGGGCAGCCCACCCUGCUGCCCCCGGCGCAUGUGCAAGAGCUUAACACGCGCUCGACAGGAAUGCUCAACAACGUGCAACGCUUCUUCUCGCAUCACAUGAUUGAGGCGUACGGCUGUGACUACUCCACCAGUGGCUUGAGUCUGGAAGCCCUGCAGGCCAAGCUCCGCAUAUUCAUGGAGGCCCACACGACCGACGGGCCACGGCAUGACACCUACGUGCUCUUUUAUAGUGGCCACACCCAUCGCAGUGGAGAGUGGGCUCUGGCAGGUGGAGACGUUUUACGUCUAGAUGAGAUCGUGCAGCUCUGGAGGGAAAAAAACACUGGCUUUUGCUCCCGCCUCAUCAUUAUUCUCGACACUGAGGACUCUUUGCCUUGGGUGAAGGAGGUGAAGAGGAUCGAAGGGCUUUACGUAGCAGUCCAAGGGGCUGUGCUGUCCAAUCCCACAGACCUGGAACUCCGGGAUGCACCUCAGCUCGGCGACUUCAUCUCCCAAUGGGUCGAUUUUAACUGUAACCCCGACAGCAUCGUCCGGUGGUCCGAGCGCAGCCGGACCAUCCAAGCUGUAUAUGGCGUCUCCAGACACUGGAGUGACUACAAGCUCCACCUCCCCACCGAAAGUGAUGUCACCAGGCACUGGAAGAUUUACUUCCCACGGUUGACUUACCCUGUAGUUCAGUUAGCUCAUUGGUGUGGUGUGCUGAAUCUCUUUUGGGUUUGCGGUUACUGCGUCCGAGUGCUCAGAAGGAUCAAACUGACAUGGUUCCCUCCUGCGGUGCUAGAUACAGGACAAGGUUUCAAGCUGGUCAAAUCAUAGAGCAGCACUUUGACUGUGCUGUGGUGAUGUUGUAAGCAGCUGCCGGUCACAGCAGAGGUUGUGACUCUGGACACGGCUAGGUGACUGUCACCUACGGCAGAUUUCUUGUGUAGACCAGCCAAGCGAUAUAUAAAAAUCUCAGGUAUGAGAACACUCCAGGUGUGUUUACGAUGGUAAGAAUAGGUGAAAGUUGGACUACUUACUAAUACAAGCGUGUCUAUUUGCUCUCUAAGCAAAUUCAUCACUUUAGAAAGCAAGGGUGAGUCUCUAAACCAGGAAAAAACAUGAAAUCUAUUCUUACAUUUUUUUUUGCGUUGUGAAAUUAUUUUUAUGAUAAUUAAAGUGAUAGUUCACCCAAAAUGAAAAUUUUGUCAUCGUUUACUCAAUCGCUUUCUUUCUUCUGCAGAACACAAAAGAAGAUAUUUUGAAGAAUGUUGUUUCCGAACAACGGCGGUAUCCUAUUGACUUCUAUUGUGUGGACACAAAACCAAUGCAAGUCAAUGGGUACUGCCGUUUUUCGGUUACCAACAUUCUUUAAAAUAUCUUCUUUUGUGCUCUGCAGAAGAAAGAAAGUCAUAAAGGUUUGAAAUGACAUGAGGGCGAGUAAAUGAUGACCGAAUUUUCAUUUUUGGGUGAACUAUCACUUUAAGCACAGCCUAUUUAUUUCCGUUAUAUGGUACGUAAAAUGUGUUGCAUCAUUAAAAUGAGAAAAGAUCAUUUAAAUUGUAAAAUAUUUUAUUUCUUGACCUUCUUUUAUUCUGAUUUAAAUAGAAAGGUAUUGUAUCACAGACUCAGUAAAAACUGUAAUACUCAUGUUUUCCAGGUGUAAAAUUUGAGAAUAACAAUUGAGAAUAAUGGGAAAAAAACACUCUGGAUACAUUCCGGUACUUAAUAAUAUACUGUUAUAAUAUAAUAUAACAAUGCAAAAAAUAUUUUAUUUAUGCAAUUUUUUUCUUUUGGGUUAUUGGGUGGUGACAUAGAUAUUCAAAUACAAUAAGUUACUGAUGGGUCUUAUAGCUUUGCGUCCACAAUCAACUGUUACAGCUUUAACCUGCUUAUUUUUCAGUCCUUCUAUCAUUUAACACUUAUUAGCAUCAUCUGUUAAUGAUCUGUUCUUGUUAGCUUUAUCAACUUUAAAUAAUAAACGAACCAGCUUUGCAUCAUUUGUAGUGUGCCUCCUCUUAACUGUAGCCUACUUCACAAAACCUGGCCUUAUAUUUCUGUACAAGCAUUUCACACUAACUCGCCACACAUUCUCAUCUGUUAAUUGGAGAACUAUAUUUUUAUUGUUUAUUUUGUUUGUUUAUAAAGGACAAGAUUUUCUACCGCCCUUAGAAACUGUGAUAAAUUACACUACUUUGUGCUUAAUUUCAGUUGAAUUUUGCCAAACACUGUUGAAUAUCACCUUGCAAAGCAAGCAAGAAUUAUAUUUGAGUAAUUCUAAUAACAUUCUGUGUUGCUAAAUGGUAAUGGUGGAGAUUUGUUUAAGAAAGCCAGCAUAGCUAAUGUUUAUACUGUUGGAUGUGUUUUAUGAAGUGCCUUGUGUAAAGUUAGUCGUCACCAAAAGAUGCAGGGAUUUACUCCUAGUCAAAUAUGCAAUAUUUAUUAACUGAUCCUAGAUUGUCCUAAAACAGGAAUUAACCAAUUUUUGAUGAUUUCUUGAUUGUUUGUGUGUGUGAAAUCAACCAUAAUCAGAAUGAGUUUGAUGAUAAUAAUAAAACAACUUGUUUUUUUACUGCCAGUUUCUGUAUGGAAUUGUUUUUGUUUACAGAAAAUAUAAUAAAUACCUGUUCUUGUUU